CCUUCUCGCAGAAAAAAAAAACCCAUUGUAAGGCAAAGCAGUGUGUGUUACAGGAGCGGAGUCAAGUCAGGCCGGGGACUGCUCUUCCUCCGCCGUUCACGGCCUGCUCGCCGGCGAUGGCUCAUAACCCGCGUUACCUCCGGCGCCUCCUCCUCAUCGCCGCCGCCGCGGCCUUCAUCUACAUCCAAGUGCGGCUCUUUUCUACCCAGUCCUCUCAAGACGCCGGACGCGUCGUCCACGCGGAAGCAGAUCAACCUGAUCUCCCCGUCGCCGCUGUUGUCAUAAUGGCUUGCAAUCGACCAGACUAUUUGCAGAGGACAGUUGAAUCUAUCCUCAAGUAUCAGAAAGCAGUUGCUUCAAAAUUCCCACUGUUUAUAUCACAGGAUGGAACUAAUGGAGAAGUAAAAAAUAAGGCCUUGAGUUAUGCCCAAAUAACAUUUAUGCAGCAUGUAGAUCUUGAACCUGUGCACACUGAAAGUCCUGGGGAAAACAUUGCAUAUUACAAGAUAGCUAACCACUAUAAACGGGCCUUGGAUGAGCUAUUCAUUAAGCAUAAUUUUGGUCGAGUAAUCAUUCUGGAAGAUGACAUGGAGAUAGCCCCAGAUUUCUUCGACUACUUCGAAGCUGCAGCGAAAUUACUUGAUACUGACAAGUCGAUAAUGGCUGUUUCUUCUUGGAAUGACAAUGGGCAGAAGCAGUUCGUUUAUGACCCAAAAGCUCUUUAUCGUUCGGACUUCUUUCCUGGGCUUGGAUGGAUGCUAACAAAGUCAACAUGGAUGGAGCUAUCACCAAAGUGGCCCAAAGCUUAUUGGGAUGAUUGGGUGAGGCUAAAGGAGGUACACGGAGGUCGGCAAUUUAUUCGACCAGAAGUAUGCAGAACAUACAACUUUGGCGAGCAUGGAUCAAGCAUGGGACAGUUCUUCGAUCAGUACUUGAAACCAAUCAAGUUAAAUAAUGCUCAUAUUGACUGGAACUCCGAGGACCUGAGCUACCUCACGGAGGACAAGUUCUUGAUCAAAUUUGGGAAAGAUGUCGCUAAUGCCACACCUGUGCGUGGAUCCGAUGAUUUGUUGAAGGCCCACAAUCUGGAUGUGGACGUAAGGAUUCAGUAUAACGAUCAGAGCGAUUUCGAGCGUGUAGCUCGUCAGUUUGGAGUAUUUGAAGAGUGGAAGGACGGUGUUCCACGGGCAGCUUACAAGGGUGUGGUGGUCUUCCGAUACGAGAGCAGUCGAAGACGAAUAUACCUUGUCGGCCCUGACUCUCUUCGUCAACUUGGGGUUUAGCUUAGCGGUGCCGAGAUUCACACAACAUGCUGUGUGGUUGAAAAUCUGAUUCUUCAAGUCGUGGCAUCAUAGGGACGUUGUACAUUCAGAUUUUCAGAUACAUGUCAGCAAUGUAAAGUAUUAACCGAACAACAUAAGUUGGUAUAUGACGGCCAACAGUGAUACCUGGAGCUACUGCGUGCUGCUCUAUGAGCUCAUCACGGGGCGCCGGUGUGUCGAUGGGGAACCGCCCAGAGGACGAGCAGAAGGUGCUGGACUGGGUGAAACCAUAUCAUCUAGGUGUUGAUCUGAAUCCCUUUAUUUUCUACAUCCAUACCUGAAUCCUGGUUGAACAUACACUAGUAUAUGUGCUGGUGUAUUGAGUGAUCUAUUCCACCCAAAAGAAUGACAGUCUGCAGCUUCAGCUGUAAAUGGAGAUUAUUUAUAUGUUGUAAUCACAGACUAUAUAUUUGUAAUCCAAACAACUCGAUGCAUUGGCAUCCAUUACAUUUUUUGAAUGGCAUGAAACAUCUUUUUUUGAAUUA
This is a messenger RNA of Triticum urartu, 1807 nucleotides long. The record is from RefSeq and is a predicted model, not a curated record. NCBI's taxonomy places the organism in Eukaryota, Viridiplantae, Streptophyta, Magnoliopsida, Poales, Poaceae.